UUUCCCAAAUCAGUCGUAUUCGAACCACAUUAGACUUGAUAUGGCGUUAACGUACAUUCUCUUUCAAGUGGCUGUUGCCCUACUAGCGAUAGUUACUUACUAUCUUCAUCGCAAAUUAACAUAUUUUAAGCGUCGAGGGAUUCCAUUCGAUACACCACAUCCGAUAAGGGGAAACCUGGCGGAAUUACAAAUAUCUAAGAACUUUCACGAAUGCCUUCAGGAUCACUACAACAAAUUCCGGGAGAGCAAAGCUCCUUUUGUGGGAUUUUACCUCUUCCAGAAUCCUGCUGCCUUCGUUAUGGAUCUGGAACUGGCCAAACAUAUAUUGAUCAAAGACUUCUCAAACUUCUCUAACAAGGGAAUGUUCUACAACGAAAAAGAUGAUCCCAUAUCUGCACAUCUCUUCAAUCUGGAUGGCCCUCAGUGGCGUUUGCUUAGGAAUAAACUAUCGUCGACUUUCACAUCUGGUAAAAUGAAAUUCAUGUUUCCAACCGUAGUUUCCGUUGCCGAUGAAUUCAUGACCGUAAUGCAUGAAAAGGUAUCAAAAAACGAUGUACUGAAUAUUCGUGAUCUGGUGGCCAGAUUCACAGUGGAUGUCAUCGGUACCUGUGCCUUUGGCAUCAAGUGCAACAGUCUACGAGAUGAAAAGGCCGAGUUCCUAGACUUUGGAAAACGAUCUUUGGUGGAAAAGCGACAUGGUACUAUAAUACUCGGGUUUAUGCGAAGCUAUCCAAAGCUGGCCAGGAAAUUGGGUUUUGUUCGAACUCCUCAGCAUAUUCAGGACUUCUAUCGCAGAAUUGUCACUGAGACUGUGGCGAUGCGAGAAAAGGAGAAUAUUAAACGGAACGAUUUCAUGGAUAUGCUCAUCGAAAUGAAAAACCAAAAGGAAGUUACUCUGGAGAAUGGCGAAGUGGUCAAAGGUUUAACCAUUGAUGAGGUCCUUGCCCAAGCAUUUGUGUUCUUCAUUGCUGGAUUCGAGACCUCCUCCUCCACCAUGGGCUAUGCCUUAUACGAACUGGCUAAGAAUCCAGACAUUCAAAAUAAGGUUAGAGCUGAAGUAGAGGAGGUCCUGGAACAGCAUGACCAAAAGUUUACUUACGAAUGCACCAAGGAUCUCAAGUACCUGAAUCAGGUUAUAAGUGAAACUCUACGUCUCUACACGAUUGUGCCCAAUCUGGAUCGGAUGGCCGCUAAGCGUUAUGUGGUUCCCGGUCAUCCGGAGUUUGUAAUCGAGGCUGGUCAGUCGGUUAUCAUUCCCGCAUCUGCUAUUCAUCGCGAUCCCAGCAUCUAUCCCGAACCCUUGGAGUUCCGUCCUGAGCGAUUCACCCCAGAGGAAAUAAAAAAUCGUCCUUCAGUUGCCUGGUUACCCUUCGGAGAUGGUCCUCGAAACUGCAUUGGUCUGAGAUUCGGACAGAUGCAGGCUCGUAUUGGACUGGCUCUACUCAUCAAGAACUUCAAGUUCUCCACAAGCUCGAAAACCUCAGAUCCCCUGGUCUACGAUCCCAAGUCAUUUGUACUCGGUCUGAAAGACGGAAUCUAUCUGAAAUUGGAGGCAAUCUAACCAGGAUGUUGAGGCCGAUUAAAGCAACGCCAAAGUUUUAUAAAAAUACUAUAUAGAAAGAUAUUAAUUUGUAUUCUGUACUCAUAUAACCUAGUUCUCAUAGAAUUAAUUUGUAUUCUGUACUCAUAUAAUCUAGUUCACAUAGAAUUAUAUUGGGGCAGGUCUAUACCCCUUGGUCAAUAA
Messenger RNA from Drosophila eugracilis, 1744 nucleotides. RefSeq names its product cytochrome P450 6a8. The transcript is spliced from 2 exons. Lineage: Eukaryota; Metazoa; Arthropoda; Insecta; Diptera; Drosophilidae. Gene Ontology annotation, molecular function: monooxygenase activity; oxidoreductase activity, acting on paired donors, with incorporation or reduction of molecular oxygen; heme binding. The record is from RefSeq and is a predicted model, not a curated record. Bases 41 to 1561 code for a protein of 506 amino acids.